AUGAGCCUAUCAAAAUCUGAGAGACAAUCGAUUAUAUUACAUGAUGCAAGAGGAAUUCAGCAUCCAUUAUAUUAUGUAUCAACAAGUAAAGAUGGAAAAAUUUAUGUAAGAAAAAGAAGAGUUCCAUUAACGAAUUCAGAAACUGAUAAAAUUGAUAUAAAACCUCCCCCAUCUGAAACAAAACCAGAAAUGAAAUCGGAAAUGAAAUCAGAACCUAAACCGGAACCUAAACCAGAUGUACUUUCGAUAACGAAUCAAGAAUUAAUAGCUAAAUUUGUAAAGCAAACGGAAUCAAAAAAUCCAGACCCACCAGUAAAAGAACAGGAAACCAAAAUUAAUGAAGAGUUUGUGAAAAACGUAAAACAUGAAAUUAUUGAACAAAAGAAACAAAUUCCUCAACUAAGAAGAAGAGUUAGAAUAUUAAACUAA
This is a messenger RNA of Trichomonas vaginalis G3, 429 nucleotides long. RefSeq lists its product as uncharacterized. Lineage: Eukaryota; Parabasalia; Trichomonadida; Trichomonadidae. The transcript has a single exon. The coding region runs from base 1 to 429 and encodes 142 amino acids. The record is from RefSeq and is a predicted model, not a curated record.